AUGUUGGCAGAUAUAAAAUUCUUCGCCGCAAAGGCUUUCUCUUGGAUUAUCAGGGCACUACUGAAGGGGUUUAGGUGGUCACUCACACGGACUGAAACAAGCUUGUGCCUCUGCUUGUUUCUCCUGCUCCGGCUCAGUACUGUUCCACCUUACACCCACUGCACCUGCCCUUCCUCCUCCACGGGUGCCGUGUGUGAUGGUGCGUCCCCUCCUCUUGGUAUUGGAGACAUGCCUGUACAGGAGAUGGCGGUGAGUCCUGUAAAGUCCCUAUACUGGGAGCGGUUCCCCCCCAUGUCGCAGCGCCGUGUCUACUGCACUCCAGUCUACCACGAAGGCCUGCUUUACGUGAUGGGGGGCUGCAGCGAAACCGGCAUGCCUCUGGACAGCGUGGAGGUUCUGGAUGUAGAGAGUCAGACGUGGAGCCAGCUGCCGCCGCUGCCUACUGCGAGGGCAGGAACCUCAGCUGUGGCUCUCGGGGGCCAGGUGAUGGUGCUCGGGGGUAUGAAUCAGCAGCAGACUCCGCUGGCUUCUGUGGAAAUUUACCAUCCUGAUGAGGGCAAAUGGGAGGCAAAGGCCAGCCUGGGUCAGCCAUGCAUGGGAGUCACAGCUGUGGAGAAAGAUGGAAAGGUGUACGUGUUUGGAGGUAUGGGGGCCGACACGACGCCUCAGGCCCUGGUGAGGGUCUAUGAUGCAGAGAAGGACCAAUGGCUGCCUCUGACUUCAAUGCCAACGCCACGGUACGGAGCCACACCCUUCGUAAGAGGAAACAAAAUCUUCUUGAUGGGUGGUCGACAGGGAAAGCUGCCAGUGACGGCGCUGGAGGCUUUUGACCUGGAGACGAAGAGCUGGACACGUUACCCGUGCAUCCCGAGCCGGAGGGCUUUCUCCUGCUGUGCCACAAAUGAGCGAAGCCUCUUCAGCCUGGGGGGCCUCCAGCAGCCAGGACCACAUAACUUUUACUCCAGACCUCACUUUGUCAGCACCAUGGAGGAGUAUGAUCUGGAUCAAGGUAUUUGGAUCAAACCCAGUCGGACGUCCAGAAUGAGGGAGAAAAGAGCUGACUUUGUGGCAGGAUGCCUGGGAGGAAGAAUAAUCACCGCUGGUGGACUAGGAAAUGAACCGGCACCCCUGGGCUCGGUGGAGAGCUACAACCCGGUGAAGCGGCGCUGGGAGUAUGUGGCACCCAUGCCCACCGGGCGCUGCUCCUCUUCCAUUUCGCAGACAAACAGCAUGCUCUUUGUGAUCGGUGGAGUUGCCCAGGGACCCAGUAACGCUGUGGAAGCCCUGUGUUUACCUGAAACAGUGUGACACACGUACCCACAGACUCACACUGAAAUAAAUGCUAAACAGCGGUGAUGUUUUAUUCAUGUAUGUGCAAAAAACACAGACAGAAUCACAUGAAUCGCAUCCACAGCUGGCACUUAGAUACUUUUCUACCUUUUAUGUCCGACUGAAGGACUCCUCUCUUGCACUGGGAUGUAAGAAACGCUUUUUCACAUUCAACAAGCAUUUUACAGAUGGGGGCUGCAGAGACGCUUUGUGACAAAGAUGGACGAAUUCAGGAUGAAGGACUUUCAAGCCGACUGUUGCAACUGGCAAGGACAAAAUCUGACAGCUUUUCUACACUUGGGAAAACAUAGGAUGACAAAAUAAUGAGCAAAAAACAGACGCAUUCACACACAGUGUCUGAUGAAACAACACGCCUUUGAACUGUUGAGUAUUUUUCAGAAUAAAAGCAGGGUACUUUUCUGGAUAAUAAAGGAACAUAGGGCCAUAUCUGUAUCUCACACGCAGCCUACUGCGACAGAAAGCCUGGACACUUUUCUAUGACCUUACAAACAACUCUUAGUUUGGAUUUAGUCAGUGACACUUUGGGAACGUGAAUGUCUGAGUUCUUUUUGUUGCAGUGUUGUAUACGUAACAGUUAGCACUGCUAGCAACAGCUACCACAACAGCGACAUAUUCAUGCAUUAACACCGCAAGCAACUGAAGCCACUUCUUGUCAGAAACAACCACUGAACGUUUCCUUUUUUUGUAGUCAGAGAAAGUUGGUUGAACUUCCCGUGCUGUACAUUUAUCUACCUGUUCUGCGACAUUAGCACCACAGCAAUCAAUCACCUAACAGUCCCUCACACUGCAGCACCGUGAUGCAGCCGCUCGUGGAGUGAAUGCAGACUAGCUCAGACCUACUGCAAUGAAGCUUCCAGACAGACAAAUGAUAAUCUUGACAUCUCAGUCCU
Messenger RNA from Cheilinus undulatus (humphead wrasse), 2240 nucleotides. RefSeq names its product kelch domain-containing protein 8B-like. Gene Ontology annotation, molecular function: protein binding. The record is from RefSeq and is a predicted model, not a curated record. NCBI's taxonomy places the organism in Eukaryota, Metazoa, Chordata, Actinopteri, Labriformes, Labridae.